GAGGCGGUGCUUCACAAAGCAAACUGUUUGUCAAACUGUUGAUCUGCCUCAUGGCUGUUUUAGAAGAUAUGGUGACUGAGUUUUAGAGAGUACUACCCAGCUCAUCUCCUUUCCACAGUUUUUUUCCCACUUAGUUCCACUACUGCAGUGGAUUUUAUAGUCAAUGUUUAAAGCCAGCACAGAGUCUGAAGCGAUGGAGGAAAUUUACGUCAAUAUGGAACCUGAUGGACAAACCGCAUCUAGUCACACAGGAAAGAGGAGGAAACCUGGACCUGAGUCAGAGGAGCAGCAGGAGUCUCCAUCCGAGUUAAAGAAGAAGACUGAGAGUGAUGAUGAUGAUGAUGAUGUUAAAACUGGGUUUGAAUCUGAUUCAGAUUCUUCAGGUGAUGAAACUCGAGCUGACGAUCCAGGAAGUUCUCAGUCUGAGAAGAAGGUUCCUGAUUGGAGACAGAGCAUCAAGCUGCUGAAGGAAAGUGGAGACACCAAUGGAAAACCUGUAGCUGGAAAGGUUAUGCAGAAAUGUGCUCUGUGUACGUAUGAAACCAAAAAGAAGCAGGAGAAGAAGUUCUUCCAUCUGGCAGUCGCUGACGAGACCGAUUGCAUUAAAGUCAUGGUAUAUGGAGAAGAACUAUUUAAUGAAGUUGAAAAGGGACGACUUUACCUUUUCAUUAAUGUGGAAGUGGAUGUAGUGUAUGGUGAGAUGGUGAUGAAGGUGACCAACCAGAGCAGAAUCUCAAAGACCAACGGCAUUAAAGUUCCCAAGACUCUGGAGCUGCAGAGUCCAUUGUUUCCCAUCGAGAAGAUCCAAUCCUUUAAGGAGAAAACAGCAGCGAGUGUUGAAGGAACUGUGAUUGAGAUUAAAUGCCAGAAACUUGGUACCAAAGCAAAUGCACACGAGUUCCAACUUGAAGAUGAAACCGGUUCCAUAUGGAUCAAGCUGUGGUGCAAAGAACAGCUGAGAGGAAUGUCAGUGGGAGAUGUGGUCAGAGUGACCAACCUGCGGACAAACCUUUACAAUAAAAUGGUGUCUCUGAGCUCCACCGACUUCACCAGAAUUCAUAAGAUGAAAGCUGCUGCUGUCCAGAGUGUCACCAUGCAGAUUGUAGGGAUCAUAGAAGCGGGAAAGGAGCAGUCUGAGCUGGACGUGCUGAUCAACGACAAGUCCAGAUCCUUCUUCAUCCAUUCUUCUCUCCUGGCUAAGGUUUUUGGUGUCAGUCUGGAUGACGACUUCAAGGACAGACUUGUGAAGAAAAUCCCGUUUUCAGCCAAAGGAGAAAUAAAACAAAACAAAAUCCAGACUCUUAAAGCUGCAAGAGCCACCAAAACUUAACAGAACCAGAGCUUUUAAAGCUGAACGUGCUGUGGCCAUUUAUGAUAACACAAUUGAGUCAGAAGUGCAAGCAAAUAAACCACCUGUUACCACCC
Molecule: messenger RNA, 1425 nt
Organism: Xiphophorus maculatus (southern platyfish)
Lineage: Eukaryota; Metazoa; Chordata; Actinopteri; Cyprinodontiformes; Poeciliidae
Exons: 9
Coding region: 164-1330 (388 amino acids)
Source: RefSeq, a predicted model, not a curated record